CAGUUUUCGAAGCGGGCGCCGUUGUGUGGGGACGCGCCGAGCGGCGGGAGUUGGCAGCAGUGCCCCCUGACUAGUAUGGCUACUCGCAGUGCUGGCAGGAACUCGGCCGAAUACGUUUCAGUGAAAUUACGCAUGCCGUGAGGGAAACAUCUAUCGGAAAGGUGAAAGAGUGUAUGGACAGUAUGCCAAGUAGCAGAUGACUGUAGCUGAGGUCAGUCUUGCCUAGCAACAUGAGUGAGGUGGCGGCAGCACUGGCUCGUCAGCCUGAUGCUGCUCUGCUCAAGCGGCAGAAGCUAGGCUGUUCUGCAUCCAUCAAUGUUCCACCUGUGCAUGGCAGGCCCGCCCCCAACCCCGCUCAGCUCCACAUGCGGACAAGACUGUCCAACCACCAACGGAACCUCAGCUUAGAUUUCAGGUCUAUGGGCAUUCUCCUACCCCCUGUGUCCCAAGUAACUGCUGGGCCUAACCUUACUGCUCACCAUCGCAACAGAAGCUUAGAUAGUGCACUACAGAGAAUACCAGAGGUUGAUGUCACUCCAAGUCCUGAGUGUGAUGCCGACCGAUCUGUCACUGGCAGAGUGCAGUGUUCCUCUGCGGUAGAUAAACCAUGUGUAAAUGGAAAGCCCAACAAUAGAGAAGACCUAACAAGCUUAGGGUCAGACGACUCUGGCAUUUUGUGUGGCUCAGACAGUGAUGUCAACACUGCUACCACCCGUGAGUCAAGUGUAGAGCAACUGGCUGCCCAUAGUAGGGAGAGUCUAAGCGACCGUGAGGCAAGACUUAGUGAUAGUGACCACAGCAGAGAAAGCUUCAGUGAAAGGGAAACACGACCUAGUGAUAGCGACCAUGACAUGGAAGGGGAUUGUGACCUUUCAGAGGUUGGUAUGAAUGGGGGAGAAUGUUGUGAUGCGGAACACAGUUGUGAUGAAGCCUCAGAAUGUUCGAUCAUUGCUGCAAAUAACUCUAGUGAUCACAUCAACCCUCCUCCAGAAGCGGCCAAGAGCUUUCUAUUAAGGCUUUUUGAGUCUAAACUAUUUGACAUGACUAUGGCCAUAACAUACCUUUUCAAAUCAAAGGAACCUGGAGUACAAAGUUAUAUUGGUAACAAAAUGUUCAGUUUUCCGGAUGCAGAUGUAGACUUUUACCUUCCUCAACUUGUCAGCAUGUAUAUUCAAAUGCAUGAUGUGGCAGAAGUCAUUCACCCUUACCUUGUACAUAGAUGUCGUCAAUCAGCUGAUUUUUCUCUCAAGUGUGCUUGGCUCCUUGAAGCAUAUUGCUCAGAUGCACCAGUACCCUCCAAAAAGAAGUCACAUGGUACAAAACUUAAGAGUGCUAUUCUUGCAGAUCAAUACAGACCAAAUGCUCAAGAAAGAAGAUCAAGACCAAGUGUUGUUGAUGCAACACAAGUCCCCUUACCCCCUCCAUUACCCCCCAUGUGUGUCUCCAAUGUCACAUAUUCAGGGAAGAAGACACACCAGCGGUCAAGAUCUGAUGCCACAGGUCUCAUUCAAAGCAAUCGCAGAGUACUCAGUGCUGUGAGUAACAAAGUCUGCCUAGGUGAUAUGAGCUCAGGCCGUGCCUUUGACAACGGGUGCAUUUGUUUUGAGUCCUGUCUUGGAGUAGUGAAUGACCUCAGGGGGAGAAGGACACAUUGUUCUUGUGAUGCGCCUAGGUUAGCUCCUCAGCUAGAAUUUAUUAAGGGCCUUAUUUCAAUUGGAAAGCUCUUGAGUAGUAUUCCCACCAAAGAAGGGAAGACAGCGCGACUCAUGGCCGAAAUCAAUAUGCUCAACCUCAAUCUGCCCGCCCGAGUUUGGUUACCAAUUCAUGCCAAUAUUCCUCAUCAUAUAGUGCGAAUCCCUCCCCAGGCAGCUGCAGUACUCAACAGUAAAGAUAAAGCACCAUACAUUCUUUAUGUUGAAGUUGUGGAAGUUGAGGAUUUGCACUCUUCACCUGUUCCUCCCAAAGCAAUGUCCUCUUUAAGGCAUACACGAUCUGAGGAAAAUAUAGCUGGUACCAAUGACUCUGCUGUGGACCGCCCCUCAAACUGUGGAGCUUUUAGCAUUUACAGUAGCCCCGACGAGGAGACAACUGGUGACUGCUGGAGCCAGGAGGAUGAUGAAAUCUCUCAGCAAUACACACAACUGCGAAGGCCUAUGGAUAGAGAUACCAUAUCACAGCUAUCUCAAGAAUCUAGUGAUUCUAGAGAACCUCCAGUUUUAAUUGCAGCUGGCGAGAUUCGAAGGCGCUUAUCUGAGUCUCUGCAUGACUCUCAGCGGUCAACUUUUACUAGAGAUGCUGAGGACCCAUCUGCUCAUGUGUUAAAGGAACCGUGGGAAGAAAAGGAAACUCGAGUGAGAGAAGCUUCACCCUAUGGACAUUUGGCUUCCUGGCGCCUUCUAUCUGUGAUUGUCAAGUGUGGAGAUGAUUUGCGGCAAGAGCUUUUGGCAUCUCAACUUCUCACUAUGCUUCAGCGUAUUUGGGAACAGGAAAGGGUACCCCUGUGGGUUCAGCCAUACAAGAUCUUGUGUUUGUCAAAUGAUUCUGGUCUUAUUGAACCAGUGUUGAACACCGUCUCAUUACAUCAAAUCAAGAAGCAUUGCCAGCUCUCUCUCUAUGAAUACUUCCUUCGAGAAUAUGGCCCACGUAAUUCAGAGGAGUUUUUAACAGCUCAGAGAAAUUUUGUUCGUUCAUGUGCAGCAUAUUGCCUCAUUUGUUACUUAGUGCAAGUAAAAGACAGGCACAAUGGCAAUAUUUUGCUGGACAGUGAAGGGCACUUGAUCCACAUUGACUUUGGAUUUAUCCUGUCGCUGUCCCCGCGUAACUUGGGCUUUGAAACAUCACCAUUUAAGUUGACACUGGAACUCGUAGAAGUUAUGGGUGGACUUGGGUCGGAUAUGUUUGAGUAUUUUAAAAUAUUGAUUCUGCAAGGGCUUGUAGCUGCUCGCAAACACAGUGACAAGAUUCUUUCUCUUGUGGAGAUCAUGCGAUCAGGUUCUCAACUACCUUGCUUCAAAUCUGGAGCAGCCACAACGCAGGGGCUUAAGAAUAGGUUCCACCUAAAUCAGACUGAAGAGCAACUGCAGCUAUUGGUGGAUGGGCUGGUGGAGUCCUCAAUACACUCACUAUCCACUAAGCUCUAUGAUGGCUUCCAAUAUAUUACCAAUGGUAUCCUCUGAGCAAUGGAUUAGCAAAGUUAUUCCCAGUGAAGAGACUGUGAAGAACAUCUCUUCCAAUCAGCUCUCUGUUUGAAGGGAGGGUUGUGAAUUGUUCCUUGCACGUUGCCCGUUGCAAACACAGACUUCAUCAAGAAGGACGACCGUGUGGCCGGCCAGCUGAUCGACUGAGUGUUUUUUUACUCUGUGAACAUUGUAUGAUUGUAGAUAUAGAUGGAAGGAAUUGGCAAACUGAAUGUAGGGCCGUCUGACUUCCACUUUGUCAUCCUGUUUGUACAUAAAUUUAGAAUUAUUUCUUAAGUGUCUGAGCAAUAUUGUGAAUGAUUUGUAAAGUAACAAUAUAUAUAUAAACAAACUAAGAAUAAGAAUGAAACCGAGCCAGCGUGUCCUAUGCCGUGAAGCUGAAUGUAGAAGUCAGCCAUGUUUGUAAAUAUGUGGAUGCUGCCUCCAAUGCUCUUCAAAUAACUUUAUUUAUGAACUCUCCUCUAUUCUUUGGCUAAUGUCUUUUCCUUUAUGUAAAGCUUUCAUGGUAAUUUCCCAUGUAGUUGAUGCUAUUGUUGUUGUUGUUUUCUGAUAAUGAAUCAUGUUUAUAACCUGGCAGGUUUGUCUGUUACAGGUUAGAUUGCUUGUUUCAUCUGUUUUAAAAGAGGUAUCAUUUUGAAAAAAAAAUAUUUAUGAAGAAAUUUAUGGAAUUACCAAAUUCCUCUGUUCAUCUUAAAUCAAAUUAAAUAUGCCUCUGACAUGAUUGUUUUAAAUUUACAUUUUAAAUGAAUGUGAAACUAAUUUUAAUCUUUUAAGUAGAAGAGCUUUUGUAAGACUGAUGGGCCAUGUGUGAAAUACCACAAAUUUUGAAUUGUGUGUUUUGUCAAUAUUUUUUUAUCUUGACAUGUAGUUUAUUUGUGUUCGUGGUAAGUCCUUGACUGUGACUUUCUAUAUUAUCUCCGGUUCCUUUCUGCCUGUUGAUAUUUCUUCCCUUUUUUUUCUUUUUUUUUUAAGGUUUGAAAAGAUUUUCUCAAUGUCUUCUUAUAUUAAAUACCAAAUGUGCUAUAGUGAAUCAUUUGAUAAUAUUUCAUCAGAUUUUGUACUCUUAAAUUAAUGAAUUGAGUGUGUAAUGCUUUUUAAACAUCGCUGGGAAGAGUAGACAAGUCUGUCCUAUAUGUUGAAAUUCCAGUAGAUUUUAAUACAUCUGCAUUGUGUUCGUCUAUUCGACUCUUUUAAUCCUUCGCACAAGGUGCCCCUAAGGCUGAUCUACAAGGUCAAGGUUUCUUUACCUGUUUCUUGAAUCAAAAUUUGAAAGAUAAUCUAUUGUGGCAUGGGUUGGUUGUGAGGUACUUACUAUUUAUUUUACUUUAAUUUUUUAACUUCCACCAAAAAAGUUCUUGCGCUAUUAAAUCUGCGUGGAGGAGAACUAAUAAGAUGAGAAAUGUGUGGCCUUUGUUAUGCUAGUCGUUACAGCAUGUAUGUAUAGAAUUUUUAGGUAAGGUUAGUUUUACAGGUUCAAAUAAUUGAGAUGAAUUAUCUUUUGUUGAAAUUCAUUACAUCACCAAAGUAUCCUAUGCCACCCAUGCCUCUUCUUGUUCGCCAUUUUCAUCCAUAAAAAUUCAUUGUAUAGUGCUGUCAUUCCAUUUGUAUUUUAAGAAUUACAUAUGAUUCUAUGUUAAAA
Messenger RNA from Thrips palmi, 4836 nucleotides. It is a transcript of the gene fwd, whose product is annotated as phosphatidylinositol 4-kinase beta. Gene Ontology annotation, molecular function: 1-phosphatidylinositol 4-kinase activity. The coding region runs from base 231 to 3176 and encodes 981 amino acids. NCBI's taxonomy places the organism in Eukaryota, Metazoa, Arthropoda, Insecta, Thysanoptera, Thripidae. Gene Ontology annotation, biological process: phosphatidylinositol phosphate biosynthetic process; phosphatidylinositol-mediated signaling. The record is from RefSeq and is a predicted model, not a curated record. The transcript is spliced from 17 exons. Gene Ontology annotation, cellular component: cytoplasm; membrane.